CAUUACCGAAUCAUUAAGACAUCAAAGAUAAUCUCUGCAGAUGGAGAAGACCAUGGUUCUGUACCCCGGUCUCGCCGUGAGCCACUUCGUUCCCAUGAUGCGGCUCGCCAGCGCGCUCGUCGAGCGCGGCUACCCAGUCUCCGUCGCGCUCAUCGACCCCGCUGCCAUCCCAGACGCCGCCUUCAGCGCCGUCGUCGCUACUAGCGCGGCCUCCAUGCCGUCCGUCCGCUUCCACACGCUCCCACUCGUCGAGGACCCGUCCAGGCUGAACCACGGCGCGCAGUUCAUCGUCAGCUACUUCGACCUCGUGCGCCGCUACAACGACCACCUCCACGACUUCCUGCUCUCCUUCACGCGCGUCCACGCCGUGGUCGUCGACUCGAUGUCCGCUCUGGCGGUCGUCGUCACCAAGAGGCUCGGGAUCCCCGGUUACCUCCUGUUUACCUCCAGCGCCGCCUCCCUCGCCGCCUUUGCGCAGCUUCCUUAUGCCCUUGCUGAGGGGAGCGGGACAAGCUUAAAGGAGCUAGGCGACACCCCUGUCGAGCUCUUCGGCCUUCCGCCAAUUCCGGCUUCGCACCUGUUGGGUGAGGUGCUCGAGGACCCGGAGAGUGACACGUACUACAAGUGGACCAUGGCCGGGCUGUCCACGAUCCCGGACUGCGGAGAUGUCAUCCUGGUGAACACGUUCGAGGCGUUAGAGGCACGCGCGGUGGCUGCUCUCGGGGACCCUCAGUGUCUCCCUGCCGGCCGGGUCAUGCCUCCGGUGUACUGCCUCGGGCCGUUCCUCGGCGGCAUCGGCGAGGCGACAGAGCCGCACAACUGCCUCGCCUGGCUAGACGUGCAACCGGACCGCAGCGUCGUGUUCCUCUGCUUUGGGAGCACCGGCACGGCGAACCACUCAGAGGAGCAGCUCAGGGAGAUCGCCGCCGGCCUGGAGAACUCCGGCCACCGGUUCGUGUGGGUCGUGCGAGCACCACGCGGUGAUGACCCGGACCUCGACGCGCUCCUGCCGGACGGGUUCCUAGACCGCACCGGUGGUCGCGGCCUCGUCGUCAAGCAGUGGGCGCCGCAGGCGGAGGUGCUCCGCCACAGGGCCACCGGAGCGUUCGUGAAGCACCGCGGGUGGAACUCGUUGCCGGAAGGCGUGACGGCGGGCGUGCCCAUGCUGUGCUGGCCACUACACUCGGAGCAGAAAAUGAACAAGGUGCACAUGGUGGGGGAGAUGGGAGUCGCCGUGGAGAUGGUCGGUUGGCAGCAGGGGCUUGUCCAGGCCGGCAAGGUGGAGCGCAAGGUGAGGCUGUUCAUGAAGUCCGAGGAGGGCGGCAAACUUAGGGCGCGCGUGGCAGCGCACAAGGAGGCCGCGGUAGCAGCCUGGGACGAUGGCGGUUCGUCCCGCGCGGCAUUCGCCAGGUUCUUAUCGGACGUGGAUGGUCGGCAGGCUCUGUCUCGCACCGGGGAAGGUGCGUGA
Molecule: messenger RNA, 1468 nt
Organism: Lolium rigidum
Lineage: Eukaryota; Viridiplantae; Streptophyta; Magnoliopsida; Poales; Poaceae
Product: UDP-glycosyltransferase 88B1-like
Exons: 2
Coding region: 41-1468 (475 amino acids)
Molecular function (GO): UDP-glycosyltransferase activity
Source: RefSeq, a predicted model, not a curated record